This is a messenger RNA of Aspergillus calidoustus, 2152 nucleotides long. The record is from the annotation of a GenBank genome assembly. NCBI's taxonomy places the organism in Eukaryota, Fungi, Ascomycota, Eurotiomycetes, Eurotiales, Aspergillaceae.
GGAAUCGCUUAGUCUCCUGCGCUACCAUUAUCUUUUAUUUAAAGCUUAAAGUACUCCAAUCGUCUGCACUUAUACCCCUCUCCUACGUUUCGUUCCCUUCAUCUUGUAGCGUUUAUCCCAACCCUUCCAGUACUACUACUACUCCCAACAUGGCUCCAUACAACGUGAAGUGGGGUAUCCUGGCUACUGGCUGGAUCGCUGAUGUCUUCGUCCGCGACCUUCUCCGCGACCCCGCAGCCCGCGACGCUUCCGACGUUUCCCACACCGUCGUCGCAGUCUCGUCCUCCUCCUCGGCCUCGCGCGCCGAGAAAUUCAUCUCAGAAACAGGCAUUCCCUCCCCCUGCGCGGCUUACGGCUCAUAUGAAGACCUCGUCGCCGACCCCAACGUCGACGUCGUCUACGUCGCAACACCGCACUCACACCAUUUCCAGAAUGUCAUGCUCGCCCUGGAAGCUGGGAAGAACGUCCUCUGCGAGAAGGCGUUCACGGUGAAUGCGGCGCAGACGCGCAUCCUCGUUGAGACAGCGCGGAAGAAGAAUCUGUUCCUCAUGGAGGCCGUUUGGACGCGGUAUUUCCCGCUUAGUAUUGAGGUCCGCGAGUUGAUCAAGGCGGGACGCAUUGGCGAGGUGCUGCGUGUUACCGCGGAUAAUAGCUUUGGUGACAAGCCUGAGGAGAAGUUUGGGACGGAGCAUCGCAUGGUUAAUAAGGAUUUGGCGGGAGGGGCGUUGCUUGAUUUGGGCAUCUACUCCCUGACCUGGGUCUUCCAAACCCUCUACCACACCCUCCCCAAGGAGCAGAGGAAGCCCCCCUCCCGAGUCUCCGCGCACAUUACGCCCUACCACCUCACGGGCGCCGACGAGGCAACCACCAUCCUACUGUCCUUCCCGACCAGCACGCCCUUGAACCCCGAGCAUCCAGGUGAAUCCCAGGCUGUUGCGUCGACUCAUCUUCGUGUCUGGACAGACCCAGAUCAGCAGAACUCUGCCCGUCCUGCGAUUCGUAUCCAGGGUACGAAGGGUGAGAUCCAGGUUGAUGGACCAGCGUUCCGCCCAGAGGUCUAUCGACUUAUCCCGGCAAAGGGAGAAGGGGAAAUCCAGGAGAAGAAGUUCACUUUCCCAGCUGAUGGUAAGGGGAUGUAUUGGGAGGCUGAUGAGGUGGCAAGGUGUUUGCGCGAUGGAAAGUUGGAGAGUGAAACGCUCUCUUGGGAGGAGAGCGUUGUCAUCAUGGACGUGAUGGAUGAGGCGAGAAGGCAGAACGGGCUGACUUAUCCAGAGAAGAUUGAGUCUACUGUCUAUCCUACUCAGCUGUAGAAGUUUAGGAGUUCUAGGCUUAUUUAGGGUUGAACCAAAAUAAGGGCGGGUUGAGUUUUAUUCCCAAACAUGGGCUCAAAGUAUUGUACAAAACAAGUGCUCCCAGACAGAAGGAAGCCAAUUACAAUUCUCCAGUAUAACCGCUCGUGUCACUGUGUCAGGAAUCGUGGCAAACAACACGCGCACAGCUUUUAAACAUGACUGCGUUUAGUAAACAAAGGAAAUGAUCUAGUUGUUCUGGAAGACUCCCAGAAGGCUCUUCCACACCUGACCAGGCUCCUGGCUAGCGUCAAUGCCGCGCCAGAUACCGGUCUUCUUGUAGUAGUCACAAACAGGCGCGGUUUGGGCGUGGUAUGUGGCCAAGCGCUUCUUCAGUGUCUCGGCGUUGUCGUCGGAGCGCUGGAUCAGAGGCUCACCGGUGAUGUCGUCCUUCAUCUCCUCCUUGGGAGGGUUGAAGAUCUUGUGGUAUGACCGACCGGAAGCAGGGUGGACAAGACGGCCGGUGAUACGCGCAACGAGGAGAGCAUCGUCGAUCUGGAGCUCAACGGCGUGCUGAAGCUUCUGGCGGCUAGCUUCAAGCAUAUCAUCGAGACGCUCGGCCUGGGCAACAGUACGAGGGAAUCCGUCAAGGAUGAAACUAACACACGUCAGCCUUGGCUUACCAGAAAUCAUGACAAAAUACGCACCCGUUCUUGCACUCGGCGUUGUUUUCCAAUUCGCUCUUAAUCAUGUUGACCAUGAUUUCGUCACUGACCAGGCCGCCCUGGUCCAUGAUCUUCUUGGCCUCCCUUCCGAGCUCAGUCUUCUUCGCGACCUGGGACCGCAGCAUGUCUCCGGUGGCC